Canariomyces notabilis is the source of this 2448-nucleotide messenger RNA. RefSeq lists its product as uncharacterized. Gene Ontology annotation, molecular function: trans-aconitate 2-methyltransferase activity. The record is from RefSeq and is a predicted model, not a curated record. Bases 1 to 2448 code for a protein of 815 amino acids. The transcript has 4 exons. Lineage: Eukaryota; Fungi; Ascomycota; Sordariomycetes; Sordariales; Chaetomiaceae.
AUGUCUGCAUCUCAAAGCGGUGGAUCAAGCCAGCGCACCAGCGACUGGUCUCCAGACCAAUACCUCCUCUUCAGCCAGGCGCGCAACCGACCAAUCCACGACCUAAUCUCCUUCCUCGGCCCCAACUUUGUCCCAAAACACAUCACCGACCUGGGCUGCGGACCAGGAAACAGCACCGAGAUCCUCUCCUCCCGUUUCCCCACGGCCAAGAUCACCGGCGUCGACUCCUCCCCGGCCAUGCUAGCCAAAGCGCGCACCGCCCACCCAGAAACACCCUUCAUCCAAGCCGACGUGCGCACCUACGUCCCGGACCCGCAAACCGACCUCCUCUUCAGCAACGCCGUCUUCCACUGGCUGCGCUCCGCGGACCGCAUCCCCACCCUCACCCGCCUGCUGCGCACCCUGCCCAAAGGCGGCGUCCUGGCCCUGCAGAUGCCCGACAACUACCACGAGCCGUCCCACCGAGCCAUGCGCGACACGGCGGCUUCGCCGGGGCCGUGGCAGGAGUAUUUCGCGCGUCUGUCUGCCUCGUCAGGGGAUGCUAGUAGUAAUAGUAAUAGGCCUGAUUUGGACGAGAUUGAGCCCGUCUUGGCCUACUAUGACGCGCUCAAGCCGCUGUCUAGUCAGGUGGAGAUUUGGAAGACGGAGUAUAUCCAUGUGCUGGAGGAUCAUGGAAAGAUUGUUGAGUGGGUUCGCGGCACGGGACUGCAGCCGUUUGUGAACGCCCUGCCGGAAGGUGAGGUGCGCGAGGGGUUUGUCAAGGCUUAUCGGGAGGUGUUGGAACGGGUGUAUGAGAAGGCAGUGGACGGGAAGGUGUUGUUGAGGUAUCCGAGGAGGUUUGUUGUUGCUAUCUACCACCAGACAGGGCCUGGCCCGGGGUAUGGAUGGGGUAUGACGACAAGCUCAUCGCACUCGCAUAGUCGUCACCCUCAGUUGAACACGGACAAUUUGUCUGAGGGUCAAGUUGGCAGCAGGUUGACGGACUUAGGGCGUUCAUCGCUGGGCGGAAAGUCUCGGGUCACAGUGAAUACAGGGGGCACGAACGUUCAAGGUUUACGUACCUUCCUCGGGAGCCAGCGCAGUUCCGUCCCGGAGCCAUACGGUCCAACACUGGAAUGGCUUCAUGGAAUUACCGCGCUCUCGCAGGCACACUCGAACGUCGAACACUUCGAGACCGAUCCGGAUUUCGUCAGCCAUGAUGGUUUUGGGGAGAUGCAUGUCCAGAGCGGUACCCCAGAUCGGGAAGACUCGAGGAACGGCCAUGAGGUGUGGAAAAACAUGUUCCAGACGCCCAGCAUAGCUGUAACCAAGACCUGCACCGAAAUGACCACCGCCCUUGAUGACGCGGUUACUCGAAAAGCGGAGCGAACAGAAGUGAGCGAUGCCAUUCUUCUCAGCGCGCCGUUUGAGCUGACACCAAACAUCAAUAACCAGAUGACCGGUCUCCUCCAUUCUGUCUGGAUGCGCCGUGGCCACAAUCGUCUAGUCCUGCCUUGUCAUCGCCACCGCAGCCUGCUGUCUCGGGGCAGCUCAAGCCGCCGCCAUUAUUCGAAUAUUACAAAGCAAUUACAAAACACGCUAGAGCACCUUCAACUCACGUCGUCGCGUGUUGGGUACAUCGAGAUGUCCAACAACAUGCAUCCCCAUAAAUCCUCCCUCGGUUGGUUCCCCCCUGAAGAGCAAGGGGAGUGGGUUUGGGUCCCCAAGCAGAAUGCCACCUCAAUACCCUAUUUCACGGCCAGUAUCCACGACAGUCAGUCCGCAGUGAUGCACCCAUUUGCGGAAAGUCCAGUCGAGGCCUUUCUAGAGGACUUCGACAUCAACACGGCACUUCAACUGCACGCUUAUCUUGAGGCCGCCUCGGCGCCAGCAGUUCCUCAAUCACCGCAAGCUGCGCCGUCCACCAACCUAUUUGAUAACACCUUUGUGAACGAAUCUUGGUUCUCUGAUCUGGGCGUUUCGUUUGCAGCCGAAGCCAACAGUCAAUGCACUUCGCCGAGCGUGGUCAGCCCGGAUUCCUCAGGAUUUCCUAGUCAGUGCUGGUCUGAAGCCAGCACCAGCCCCGGCCCAAACCCACAAACCCCCUAUCCCCUCAGUCCAGCUGCCGCCUCGCCUGACCUAAUCACCUCACCACCCGCAGCCGCCCCCAUAGAGUUACUUGCAUGCUCCCAGCCCUCGUGCCCCAGAACGUUCGAAAAGCAAUCCGACCUCAGGAAGCACGAGCGCAAACAUCGCAAGCUACUCGGUUGCCCCGUCUGCGGCAAGGCUCACCACGACCGGCGGGCGCUUGCCCGGCACCUCUGGGCCCAGCACGCCGAGUACGCACAAAAGCAUAAGACACCCUCGGAGCGAGUCAAGUGCCCGCUCUGUGACUACGAGGGAAGGCAGGACAAUGUCCUUCGACACAAGAAGACAACGCACGAUAAACCGCGGCCCAAGGGGUGCUGA